Messenger RNA from Apodemus sylvaticus (European woodmouse), 2080 nucleotides. It is a transcript of the gene Terb2, whose product is annotated as telomere repeat binding bouquet formation protein 2. NCBI's taxonomy places the organism in Eukaryota, Metazoa, Chordata, Mammalia, Rodentia, Muridae. Gene Ontology annotation, biological process: homologous chromosome pairing at meiosis; meiotic attachment of telomere to nuclear envelope. The transcript is spliced from 7 exons. Gene Ontology annotation, cellular component: nuclear inner membrane. The record is from RefSeq and is a predicted model, not a curated record. The coding region runs from base 1 to 657 and encodes 218 amino acids.
AUGUUCCAGGGGCAGCGUGGUUGGUUCUGCGGCAGUGUCAGUCAGGACCUGAGGCAAUUCUGGGUGGACGAAGGCGGGAUGGUCAGCGACGCGCAGGCCGCCGACUUCCUGUUCAGCUGCGACGCCUCGCACCCUGACACGCUGAGAAUAUAUGAGAGCCUCGAGUACAUAGAAGAUAAUGCUACAGUUUUUCAUGCCUGCUAUCUUGCUGCAGUAGCUAAUACUGAAAUGAAAAAUUCAGUGGCCUUAGGCCAUUUUGUUCUUCCUCCUGCAUGUCUGCAAAAAGAAAUACGAAGAAAAAUUGGUAGUUUUAUUUGGGAACGAGAUGAAAAAUUUCAGAUAGCAAAGCAUGAUAGAAUGACAUCAAGUGAAAAGGAAAACAUUGGCCCAACAACAGAACACAAAGGAGAACUUUCCAAAAGUGCUGAGAAUCAUUUCAUAAGAACUCCAGUUAUAGAAAAUCAGAUGUGCUUCCCUCUUCAGAAUUAUCCCGUGAACAACAUGGUGACAGGUUAUAUAUCAAUUGAUGCCUUGGAGAAAUUCCUUGGAGAAUUACAUGACUUCAUUCCUGGAAGCUCAGGAUAUUUGGCAUAUCAUGUUCAAAAUGAAAUUAAUAUGUCUGCUAUAAAAAACAAAUUAAGAAGGAAACUAAGUUAAGCUGUACUUACAUUUUGUCACUUAUUUUUUAUAAAAAUAGUAUGAUGUGUAUAAUUUAAAUAUGAAUGGAGAAAGAAUUAUUUUCUUAAUAUGUGUCCUGAGAAAACUCAGAAUCAUUUGACCACUGAAAUCUGUGACACAUUCACAAAUUGUGAGUUAUUGCCAUCCAAACAUGCUUACAAGAAUUCUGUCAAAGGCUCUUUUGAUUUUGACUUUAAUAUUGUAUUUUUUCCCCUAGGUUCAAUAUUGAAUUAUUGAAUUAUGAUGCUGGUCAGGUUAUUUUGAUUUAAAAUAAAUUAGGAGGCUAUAAUUGAACUGUAAAUGUUUGUUUCUGAAACAUAGUGAGUCAGGUGCCUCACAAUCCCCAUGGUAGAGUUUGAGGCCAACACUGUGGCUUAUGAGGAAAUGAAGCCCUUGGGAAAGUGUCUUGCCAGGGUGACUAAAUGAGACCCAACCCAAAUUGGAAUAUGACUUUCCUGAUUUUCCAAGCUGGUAGUCAUACCCUGUUCUCCUGUAUGGCCAUGCUGGAACCUCUGUGUCAGCUCUGUGUAUCUCACUGUGUUGUUCCAGCUGGCCUCUAGCCCCCACGUAUUGUUCCUACCUCAGUGCAUUCCAAAUAAGCUGAAACUGUAGCUGUGUACUUCUGGACCUAGCUUUUGUGUCUUUUAUAUAAAUCUAGAGAUGUGGCAAUCUCAAGAGGCAGUUUUGCUGAGCUUGGUAGUACUGACCUAGGUACUUGGAUGACUGAGGCAGGGGUAUAGAAAGCCCUAGCCAACCUGGGCAACUUCCUAAGUCCCUGUCUCAGAAUAAAAAGUUAGAAGAGGCUGGGCAGUGGUGGCGCAGGCCUGUAAUCCCAGCACUUGGGAAGCAGAGGCAGGCGGAUUUCUGAGUUCGAGGCCAGCCUGGUCUACAGAAUGAGUUCCAGGACAGCCAGGGCUACACAGAGAAACCCUGUCUUGAAAAAAAAAAAAAAAGUUAGAAGAGGCCAGUUACAAAGCUUCUUUCUACUCAGCAUGUAGAAGGUCCUAGAGCCGGGCGUGGUGGCACACACCUGUAAUCCCAGCACUUGGGAGGCAGAAGCAGGCAGAUUUCUGAGUUGAGGCCAGCCUGGUCUACAGAGUGAGUUCCAGGACAGCCAGGACUACACAGAAAAACCCUGUCUCAAAAAAACAAAAACAAAAACAAAAAGAAGAAGGAGAAGGAGAAGGAGAAGGAGAAGAAGGAGGAGGUCCUGUGUUCAUUCCCAUGAAAUUACUUCUUUACUUAGAGUUUGGUGGGCUAAUCACUUUCUGGAGACAUAAAUGGAAUUUUUCUGAAGAUGUCUUCUUAGACCUACUUGUUCUUCUGGUGGGUAUAGAGUUAUCUAGAGAAAGCGUCUCUCUGUCUCUGUCUGUCUCUGUCUCUCUCUCUCUCUCUCUGUGUG